Phragmites australis (common reed) is the source of this 1319-nucleotide messenger RNA. RefSeq lists its product as uncharacterized. The record is from RefSeq and is a predicted model, not a curated record. The transcript is spliced from 3 exons. NCBI's taxonomy places the organism in Eukaryota, Viridiplantae, Streptophyta, Magnoliopsida, Poales, Poaceae. Bases 63 to 1154 code for a protein of 363 amino acids.
CCUCCCAGCAUCACCCUCUUCAGUCUUGUCUCUGCCGGAAGCAGGGAGGGGGCCGGAGAAGAAUGGAAAUAAAGAUGAAUAAGACGGUGAUCAUCGUGUCCGCGGUGGUCGGGUCUCUAGGGUUGUUGAGUGCCGUCCUGGGAUUCGCGGCAGAGGGGGCAAACCCAUAUAACCCCUCGCCUGGGCUGGGGAUAUGCGCCGCCAUCUUCCUGCUGGCGGCCCAGAUCACCGUCUCGGUGGCCGGCGGCUGCUGCGGCUGCUGCAAGCCCCGCGACAUUCCUUCCGAGACCAACCCGACCGCCGGCAUCGUCUGCGCCGUCGUCUCAUGGAUGCUGGCGGUGAUCGCGUUGGCGCUGUUCUUUCGAGGCGCGGCGUUGAACGGCAUCGGCUACUACCAGAUCGGUGUCUUCGCCGGCGCGGGCGUGCUCACCCUCGCCGCCACGGCGCUAGGCAUCACCUCCUUCAUCAUGCUGCGGCCGCCGCCGGCGGACGCGACGGCGACCGGGGCAGCGACGGGCGCAACCAACACGCCAGGCGCGCAGCCGUCUCCCGUCGUGAUCAUGGUGAGCCAACCAGUACAGUCCCAGCCGACAGUGGCAGCAGGCGCACAAAACAAACCGGGCGAGCAGCCGCCGCCCUCCAAGGUCACAGUGGUCCAACCGCAAUUCCCGCCGGCAGAGGUUGCAGGUGCACAUGACAAGCCAGUCGAGCCGCCGCAGCCCGCCGAGGUCGCGAUAAGCCACUCACUGGCAGCAGCUGCAAGCGAACCAAAGAAGCCAGACGAGCAGCCGUUCGCCGGGGACACGAUGGGCCAACCGCAGCUCCCGCUGCCUCAAGUAUACGUCGUGCAGGUGCAACCGCAACCGCAACCGCAAUCACUGUGCCCUGUUCAGCCUCAGGUAUGCGUGGAUAUUCCGGCCCCUCCUACAACUCCUCCUCUGCAAGUGAACGGACAAGAAAAGCUUUCAACAGUUAUUCGCAACGAAGCGACCAAAGCAGGAAUUAAAUUGGUUGGGCGCGCGGUAGAUCAAGUCCUCUUUUCUGACAGUACAUCUACUCCAACUACAAUGGCUGCGGAUAUCCUUCUGUCUAUGGUGACUGGCUCUACUGGAGGUGAUGUUGGAGCUACAGGAAGUGGGGAUGCUGCCUGUUAAUCUGAUGCUCUCUACGUUAUGCUGACCGUCAACUUACUGCCCUUCCUUCAGUGUUGAAUCGAACUAUGAUCGCAGGCGUGAAGCCAGGCCCUUACAAUGUCAGGUUGUGUUUUUAGUUUUCUGUUUGCAACAUGUAUCUAUCAACGCUUGGAGUGUCUUGUGUAC